AUGCCAAUUCCCGCUCUACCUCCAGGUAGCAUUCUAGGUGUUCGAGGAAAAGACUACACACCUGGAAUUGCGAUAGGAGUGGCGGUUGGAAUUGGGUCUUGCUUUGUAAUCUUGUUGUUGGGCAGGCUGGGAUUAUUCAUCUUUUGGAGGAACAAAACCAAAGCAGACCACAAGAAUAGUGAGCUCGUAAGUAUGAAUGGAGCAAGAAAUAUCCCUAGAGAGGCUUGGAGCUCGGUGAAGGUGGAUUUGGAGCUGUUUAUAGAGGCUAUGUGGAAGAUCUUAAAAUGUUCGUCGCGAUCAAAAGGAUGCUUAGAGGAGCAGCUUCAGGGGGUCCAAGACUACGCUAAUGAGAUCAUGACCAUUAGCCAACUCAGACAUAAGAACUUGGUGCAGCUAAUCGGGUGGUGCCAUGAGAAUCGCGAACUCCUGCUCGUUUACGAGUACAUGGAGAAUCGCAGCUUGGGUUAUCAUAUCUUUGAUGAAGAGAGGUGCUUGGAUUGGAACAAAAGGUACAGAGGUGCUCAAGGGUUGACCUCUAUUUUGCAUUACCUUCACGAGGAGUGCAAUCAAUGUGUGUUGCAUAGAGAUAUCAAGGCCAACAACGUGAUGUUAGCCGCACAUUUCGACCCCAAGCUUGGAGAUUUUGGCCUGGCAAGGCUGGUGGAUCACGAUGUUGUGUCUCAGACGUUACCUGGUGGAACUCGAGGUUACAUGGCUCCCAUAUGCCUCGGGAGGGGGAAGACUAGCAAGGAGACUAACGUGUAUGGGUUUGGAGUUGUGGCUUUGGAAAUCGCCACAGGAAGAGACCAUUCGUGGAGCUGGAAGAUGAGUCAGAAGGCAAAAUGGUGCAUAUUGCGAGAUGGGGUUAGGAGUUUUAUGGUAGAGGAAGGCUUCUAG
Messenger RNA from Linum tenue, 897 nucleotides. NCBI's taxonomy places the organism in Eukaryota, Viridiplantae, Streptophyta, Magnoliopsida, Malpighiales, Linaceae. The record is from the annotation of a GenBank genome assembly.